This is a messenger RNA of Cajanus cajan (pigeon pea), 2408 nucleotides long. RefSeq names its product transcriptional regulator ATRX. NCBI's taxonomy places the organism in Eukaryota, Viridiplantae, Streptophyta, Magnoliopsida, Fabales, Fabaceae. The record is from RefSeq and is a predicted model, not a curated record.
AUGGGGGCAAUUAUUCCGAGAAGGUGGGGGCCUUUGGGGUAAUGGUGGUCGAGACAAGAACCUUCCUUCCUUACUUCCCACCAUCUUCACUCUCACACACCCUUUCUUUUCACUCUCAAUUUCACUAUAUUUCAUUUUUCUCCUUCACCAGCUGACUUCUAAGAACCUGGACUAGCAACUUUCCUCAUCAUCAUGCAAAACUCCCUGCUUGAUCCACAAGAUCAGAGGAUUACUUCCUGCAUGGAGGAUUCUACUGCAAUGACUAUUGAAUUCCUGCGGGCAAGGUUGCUUUCUGAAAGGUCCAUCUCAAGAAGUGCUAGACAGAGAGCUGAUGAACUGGCAAAAAAGGUCAUGGAAUUGGAGGAGCAACUAAGGAUGGUGAUUCUUCAGAGGAAGAUGGCAGAGAAGGCCACUGCUGAUGUUCUUGCCAUUUUGGAGAGUCAAGGGAUAAGUGAUGUAUCUGAAGAAUUUGAUUCAGGCUCAGACCUUGAAAACCCUUGUGAUUCUAGUAUGAGUAAUGAGUGUGCAAAAGAGGGUGAGGAGCCUAUGAACUCAAAAGGAAGACAGCAUGGAUCAGAUGAAAUGUCUGGUUCCAAUAUAGAUUCUUCGCCAGUAUCCAGUAAAAAUUUGUCUUGGAAAGGACGCCAUGAUUCUCCCCACUCUCUUGAAAAGUACAAGACCAAGACUUCUAAUUUGAGGAGGCAAAACAGUUUUUCAUCAAUCAGUUCUUCACCAAAGCAUCGCCUAGGAAAGUCAUGUCGCAAGAUAAGACAUAGAACCAGGUCAGUAGUGGAGGAGUCUAGAGAUAAGUUUGUUAAAGUCAACUGCCAAGAAAAUGAACUUGCAUCCUCUUCUGAAGGAUUUCCAAAUUUCUCAGAUAGUGGGUCUAACAUCCUGAAAAUAGAAGCUAAAAUUCAAGAAGAGGAUGGAUCAGAGGCAAACCUACAUAACAAAAAUCAUCAUGCAGAUGUAUAUGGAAGAGAGAAGGACAUGGAAAAGGCACUUGAACACCAAGCCCAACUUAUUGACCGAUAUGAAGCUAUGGAGAAGGCUCAAAGAGAAUGGGAAGAGAAAUUUAGAGAGAAUAACAGCACAACACCAGAUUCGUGUGAUCCGGGGAAUCACUCAGAUAUGACUGAGGAAAAAGAUGAAUGCAAGGUUCAGAUUCCAUAUGCUGCUAAGGUGGUCACCUCAAAUGCUCAAGAGAGUAAAGGAGAACCCAAAGGUGUUUGCUUAUCUGAAGAAAAAUCCAAAGCCGAGGCCAGAGAUAUUAUGCCAAAAACAUAUGAUGACACAGGAGGUUACAGCAACCAGAUGACAACUUUUACCACUUCUGAUUUGCUUGGUCAAGAAAAUUCACAUUCCACACUGAAGGGAAACCAAAAUGAGAGCUCAGUAAAUGGUCACUUUCAGUCUUCUGAUAUGAACCAUAAAGAUCCAAGUAGGCAUGAUUACCCUGAUUCCAGACCUACUUCUUCGUUUCCAACUGAUAUUCAUGGUGUUCAGCACCAAAAUGAUGCUUCAAGAAGCAAAAAUGAUCUCUGUGCAUUAGUUACUCAUGAACAAUCUCACAAGUUCAAUGGUGUACUUGAAUCACUUAAACAAGCUAGGAUAUCUCUACAGCAGGAGCUCAAUAGGUUGCCGCUAGUAGAGGGUGGGUACACUGCUAAACCAUCUGCUUCUGUUAGUAAAAGUGAUGAUAAGUUUGAAAUUCCUGUUGGGUGUUCUGGUCUCUUCAGACUUCCGACAGAUUUUUCUGAUGGAGCAUCUGCAAGAUUCAAUGUUCAUGAUCCAACUGCUGCAUUUGGUCCAAACUUUCAUCUUAAUAGAGGCAUAUCUAGAGCUUCAGAUGGUCAGUUUCUCACCGGUCCUCCUUACUCCGGCACAACGUUGAGCUUGACUGCUGAUGAUCAAUCUCUUGUGACCCGAUACUUGGAAAAUGGGUCAAGAUUGGAUUCUGACAAGUCCUCUUUUGAUCCUUUCUUAAAUGGGGGUCCAAUCUCUUCCGGUAAAUACAUGUAUCCCUCGUUUCCCAUCAAUCCAUCGUAUCAAAAUGCAACAUCGCAGAUGCCAUUUGGUGAUGAAGUUUCAAGACCCUUUUCAAGUAGCACAGUUGGGGUUCCUCAUGCAUAUCGUUUCUCAUUUAAUGGUGAUCAUUUAAGGUGAAACAUGUACAUAGUUCCAUUAGGUUGCUAGCUGCUAUGUUUGGUGUAAAAGUAAUGGUUUUUAUUUGUCAUGUACCUUGAGGUGAUUCUCUGUAUUCUCUCUAGUUGUGUUGGGAAGAGACUUUUAUAUGACAAAAUACAUUAGGUUGCCGCACUAUCUACCGAACUGAACUAUUUUUUGGUUAUCAAUUUAUCUCGAGAUUGAUAGUUUGAAACUUUGAGAUUGAUUUUGAUAAUGUGAAA